UGGAAUAUACUAGCACUAUUCUGUGCCGAGAGUCUUUAAGAUAUGUCCAACAGCAAGCGUACUCUUGCAUUGAUAGCUUAAAUUAAGAAGUUGACUAAAUAAAUUCUAUUAUAUAAGAAUAGAGGCAUAUUCAUAAAGUAAAUUAUGAAAUGUUUUCUUCUUCUCCUUUUCUGCAAGCUCUGGUCAAAACUUUUUAAUGAUUUUGGUUGACUGGAAUUUUUUACCUUUUCUAGUAAAUAAUACAUGAGUCUUAUAUUUAGCUUGAUUAGAGGAGGAAAGACUCCAAAAUGAAAUUACUAGAGAUCAAUAUUUUACAGGUUUGGUGAUUAAUUUUGAUAAGAAAUUUUGAAGAAUAGUUUCUUAUUUUUAACCAUGAUAACUCCUUUUUAAUGCUAUGAGUAUAACUUGUUCCAUUACGAUAUAGGCUAAGAUAUAGAGUUAAGAAAAGUAAAACACUGGAGGAAAACUGGAAAGAAUUCUUUUAAAUUUCAGAUUCUCACUGCCUAAUUUCCUCAUCUCCUCUAAAUUCA
This is a messenger RNA of Moneuplotes crassus, 530 nucleotides long. Lineage: Eukaryota; Ciliophora; Spirotrichea; Euplotida; Euplotidae. The record is from the annotation of a GenBank genome assembly.